This is a messenger RNA of Hibiscus syriacus, 342 nucleotides long. RefSeq lists its product as uncharacterized. NCBI's taxonomy places the organism in Eukaryota, Viridiplantae, Streptophyta, Magnoliopsida, Malvales, Malvaceae. Bases 1 to 342 code for a protein of 113 amino acids. The transcript has a single exon. The record is from RefSeq and is a predicted model, not a curated record.
AUGGAAGUUAGCAAGUUAUGCUGCUCGGGCAUCCAGGAGUUGAGAUGGAGGAGUACCCGCUACGACCGGAUGCUUUCGAUCAAUGUAUUGGCGAAGACCACGUCAAAGCUGCCGAGGUGGAGGCUGCUAUGGCGGAAGUUGAUGAGGGAGAAGAAGAAGAUCUAUAUUUGUUCAUCCAGGAGUACUACUGGGGUGCUUAAUGUUUCUUAUGAUCCUCAUACAUAUGCACAGAAUUUUGAUCAGGGUUUGAUCUCAGCUGAUCCUGAUGACUUCUCCAGGUCUUUUUCAGCUCGGUUUGCUGUUCCCUCAAGGGUUUUUGACAACACCGGAUUCAUAGGUUGA